UUUUUCAAGGUAUGAAGAUGUAUAUGGAAAGAAUUGUUAAAUCAAAAUUUGCUAUUCGGAAAAUAAUGCUUCUAGAAUUUAGCCAGUACCUAGAAAAUUACUUGUGGAUGAAUUAUUCUCCUGAGGUGUCCAGCAAAGCUUAUUUGAUGUCAAUCUGUUGUAUGGUGAAUGAAAAGUUCAGGGAGAAUGUGCCAGCAUGGGAGACCUUCAAAAAGAAGCCAGAGCACUUCCCAUUCUUUUUCAAGCGUGUGCUGGAUGCUUCCUUGGUUGAGAAUGACAGUGAAUUUUCUCUCCAAGAACAGACAAUACUCUUACUCUUCCUUGAUCACUGCUUCAACAGUUUGGAAGUUGAUUUGAUUAGAGAACAAGUCCAGCAGCUCAUCUCCCUGCCAAUGUGGAUGGGUUUGAAGCCUGCUCGUCUGGAACUUGAAUUGAAGAAGACUCCAAAGCUUAGAAAAUUUUGGAAUUUGAUCAGAAAGAAUGAUGGGAAAAUGGAUGAAAAUGCACAAACACAAGCAUACCAAGAAAGAAGAUUUCUUUCACAAUUAAUUCAGAAAUUUAUCUCCGUAUUAAAAUCAAUACCACUUACAGGUCCUCUCUCUAUGGAUAAAGUGCACUAUUGUGAAAGAUUCAUUGAACUCAUGAUAGAUCUAGAGGCCCUGCUUCCAACACGACGCUGGUUUAAUACUGUCCUAGAUGAUUCCCACCUAGUUGUGCAUUGUUAUUUGUCCAGCUUAGCUAAAAGAGAGAAGGAAGGCCAUCUUUUCUGCCAGCUUUUAGACAUGCUCAAGUUCUAUACUGGCUUCGAAAUUAAUGAUCAGACUGGAAAUGCACUGACAGAGAAUGAAAUGACCACAAUUCACUAUGAUAGAAUUACUUCCCUCCAGAGGGCAGCUUUUGCACAUUUCCCAGAACUUUACAAUUUUGCCCUUUCAAAUGUAUCUGCUGUGGACACACGUGACUCCCUAAUAAAGCUUUUUGGACCCCUAAGUCCAAGUACACUCCACCAGGUGGCAUCAUAUCUCUGCUUACUGCCAGCCCUACCUGAAGGGGAAGAUACAAACUAUGAAAAAGAGUUUCUGCUUGAACUUCUGGUAUCCCGGCAUGAACGUCGAAUUUCUCAAAUUCAGCAGCUGAAUCAAAUGCCUCUGUAUCCCACUGAAAAGAUUAUUUGGGAUGAAAAUAUUGUCCCAACUGAAUAUUAUUCUGGAGAAGGCUGUCUUGCCCUCCCAAAAUUGAAUUUACAGUUUCUGACUCUGCAUGACUACCUCCUUCGAAAUUUCAACCUCUUUCGCCUAGAGUCUACCUAUGAGAUCAGGCAGGACAUAGAGGAUAGUGUCAGUAGGAUGAAACCAUGGCAAUCUGAAUAUGGUGGUGUUAUCUUUGGAGGAUGGGCUCGAAUGGCACAGCCCAUUGUCUCUUUCACAGUCAUAGAGGUAGCAAAACCCAACAUAGGAGAAAACUGGCCCAUGAGAGUCCGAGCAGACGUAACAGUCAACUUGAAUGUUAGAGACAACAUCAAGGAGGAGUGGGAAGGUCUGCGUAAACAUGAUGUUUGCUUUUUAAUUACUGUUCGGCCUACACAACCCUAUGGUACAAAAUUUGAUAGAAGGCAACCAUUUGUUGAGCAGACUGGCCUUGUAUAUGUUAGAGGAUGUGAAAUCCAAGGCAUGUUGGAUGACAAAGGACGUGUCAUUGAAGAGGGACCAGAACCCAAACCAAGGCUUAAAGGUGACUCAAGAACAUUUAGAGUUUUCUUGGAUCCUAACCAAUAUCAACAGGACAUGACCAAUACCAUUCAAAAUGCAGCAGAAGAUGUGUAUGAAACAUUUAAUAUAAUAAUGAGAAGAAAGCCAAAAGAAAACAACUUUAAAGCUGUUCUGGAAACAAUAAGGCAUUUGAUGAAUACCGACUGUGUGGUUCCUGAUUGGUUACAUGAUAUUAUCCUUGGCUAUGGAGAUCCAAGUAGUGCUCAUUAUUCAAAAAUGCCAAAUCAGAUUGCCUCCCUGGAUUUUAAUGAUACUUUCCUUUCCAUCGAUCACUUAAGAGCCAGCUUUCCUGGAUACAGCAUUCAAGUAGCAGUUGAAGAUCCUUCACUUCAAGUUCCUCCAUUUAGAAUAACAUUUCCAGUUGAUAAUGAAGUGGGAAAGAAACGCAAAGAGUAUGAUGAAGAAAGAGCAGAAGACCCCAGAGUGUUGAUUGUUGAGCCACAUGUUAUCCCCAACAGAGGACCUUACCCAUACAAUCAACCAAAACGCAAUACAAUUCAGUUCACUCAUACCCAAAUUGAAGCUAUACGAGCAGGGAUGCAACCUGGGUUGACUAUGGUUGUGGGACCACCUGGGACAGGGAAAACUGAUGUAGCAGUCCAGAUAAUAUCUAAUCUCUAUCACAACUUUCCUGAACAAAGGACCCUUAUUGUUACACAUUCAAAUCAGGCCUUGAACCAGCUGUUUGAGAAAAUCAUGGCUCUAGACAUUGAUGAGCGUCACCUCCUGCGUCUUGGUCAUGGAGAGGAAGAACUGGAGACAGAGAAGGAUUUCAGCAGGUAUGGAAGAGUAAACUAUGUUCUGGCUCGGAGGUUAGAGCUUCUGCGGGAAGUUGGGCGAUUGCAAGAAAGUCUGGGGGUCCCAGGAGAUGUUUCCUAUACUUGUGAAACAGCUGGCCAUUUCUUUUUAUAUCAGGUAAUGUCUCGUUGGGAAGAGUAUAUGAGCAAAGUGAAAGUUAAAGGCAGCAAACUGCCUGAUGUUGCUGAUAUCUGCAGCUUCUUUCCUUUUCACCAGUAUUUUGCAAAUGCCCCUCAGCCAAUUUUCAAAGGACGAUCUUACACUGAAGACAUGGAAAUUGCUGAAGGAUGUUUUAGACAUAUCAAGAAGAUAUUUACUCAACUUGAGGAAUUCAGAGCAUUUGAACUGCUUCGCAGUGGACUUGACAGAUCCAAAUACCUACUUGUGAAAGAAGCAAAGAUCAUUGCAAUGACUUGUACGCAUGCUGCUUUGAAACGCCAUGACUUAGUUGAGUUGGGCUUCAAGUAUGAUAAUAUCUUAAUGGAAGAGGCUGCUCAGAUACUGGAGAUCGAAACAUUUAUACCACUUCUCUUGCAGAAUCCACAGGAUGGGUUCAGCCGAUUGAAACGGUGGAUCAUGAUUGGGGACCACCAUCAGUUGCCUCCAGUUAUUAAAAACAUGGCUUUUCAGAAAUAUUCCAACAUGGAGCAGUCUCUUUUUACGCGAUUUGUUCGCGUAGGAGUGCCAACCGUUGACCUAGAUGCUCAGGGUAGAGCUAGAGCAAGCUUGUGUAAUCUCUACAAUUGGCGUUACAAGAACCUGGGGAAUUUGCCACAUGUACAACUCUUGCCUGAAUUCAGAACAGCAAAUGCUGGUUUCUUGUAUGACUUCCAGCUUAUAAAUGUAGAAGAUUUUCAUGGUGUAGGAGAAUCUGAACCAAAUCCUUAUUUCUACCAGAAUCUUGGUGAGGCAGAAUAUGUUGUUGCGCUCUUCAUGUACAUGUGCCUGCUGGGUUACCCUGCAGAGAAGAUAAGCAUCUUGACAACAUAUAAUGGACAGAAACACCUGAUUCGGGAUAUUAUUAACCAGCGUUGUGGGAAUAACCCACUGAUUGGAAGACCAAACAAGGUGACAACUGUAGAUAGAUUUCAAGGUCAGCAGAAUGAUUAUAUAAUCCUUUCACUUGUGCGGACCAAAGCAGUUGGACACUUGAGGGAUGUCCGGCGUUUGGUGGUUGCAAUGUCAAGAGCCAGACUUGGGCUUUAUAUAUUUGCAAGAGUAUCACUGUUCCAGAACUGCUUUGAGCUAACUCCAGCAUUCAGCCAGCUGACCGCUCGUCCUCUCCAACUGUAUAUUAUCCCCACAGAGUAUUUUCCAGCAACACGGCAGAAUGGAGAACAUCCAUCUCAUCAAGUCCAUGUUAUAAAGAAUAUGCCUCAGAUGGCCAAUUUUGUGUACAACAUGUAUAUGCAUAUGAUACAAAGUACACGUCAACACAGACAGCAGGAUUUAUUGCCCCCUCCGGCAUUGAUUGAAGAAAAUGAAACACGUCGCUCUCAAGUAAGUGAAAUAGUUCCAAGCAGGGAAGCUGAGAUGGAAACAGAAGAUGAAAUCAAAAGCACCCCAGUAGAAAUGGUGGAAGAUAAAGUUUUGGAAGAGAAACAAAACACAGAAGAGGAAGAGGAGCAUCGGAAAAUGCCCGAGCAUCCAGGAAGAGAUAGCGAUAGUGAAGAUAGUGAAACAGAGGAACCUGCUGAAAAAUGAACAUUGGUCUUUCAAGCAAAAGUCUGAAAAACGAGUAUAUGUUAAAAUUGCUGUGCAACAGUGACCAGUGCUGUGUGUAUCCACUCACUAGUUAAGUGGGCCAGACGUCUAAAUGUUAAUGAUGCUUGAAGUAUCAUUUCUUCAUAGCAAGUAACAAGUAAAAUGUAUGAAGUGAACCAUUAACAUGGUUGUAGACAAAAGACUGUAAGUGGAAUUUCAUUUUAUAUUUUUAUAUGUACAUGAUGUAUUUAGUAAAACAGUUUUAAUCUAUUA
Sceloporus undulatus (fence lizard) is the source of this 4544-nucleotide messenger RNA. RefSeq names its product aquarius intron-binding spliceosomal factor (gene AQR). Gene Ontology annotation, molecular function: helicase activity; mRNA binding. Gene Ontology annotation, cellular component: catalytic step 2 spliceosome. The record is from RefSeq and is a predicted model, not a curated record. NCBI's taxonomy places the organism in Eukaryota, Metazoa, Chordata, Lepidosauria, Squamata, Phrynosomatidae. The transcript is spliced from 33 exons. Bases 12 to 4271 code for a protein of 1419 amino acids. Gene Ontology annotation, biological process: mRNA splicing, via spliceosome.